Zasmidium cellare ATCC 36951 is the source of this 1419-nucleotide messenger RNA. RefSeq lists its product as uncharacterized. The coding region runs from base 1 to 1419 and encodes 472 amino acids. NCBI's taxonomy places the organism in Eukaryota, Fungi, Ascomycota, Dothideomycetes, Mycosphaerellales, Mycosphaerellaceae. Gene Ontology annotation, biological process: biosynthetic process. The transcript has a single exon. The record is from RefSeq and is a predicted model, not a curated record. Gene Ontology annotation, molecular function: pyridoxal phosphate binding; L-2-aminoadipate:2-oxoglutarate transaminase activity.
AUGUCCUCUCUCAGCUCAGCCUUGGCCUCGACCCGCAACGGGGACAAGCCGCUCUUGAACCUCCAGCUUGGAUGGCCUUCCCCAAGACUUUGUGGACGGCAAGGUCUGCUCAUUGGCGCUAUCUCAGUCCUCGAUGACAACGCCAACAUGGCACCAAUCCUACUAUAUGGUCCAAAUAAGGGAUUCCCACCGCUAUGUCAAAGCGUUGCGGAUUGGUUGACCAAUGUCUACAAGCCCUCAGCUGGACCCCUCGAUGCAUCGCGGAUAUGCAUCACCAAUGGGGCAUCGGGAAGCCUCGCAAGCAUGAUGCUGAAGUUCUCGGACCCAACUUAUAUCAGAAGGAUCUUUAUGGUAGAGCCGACCUACUUCCUUGCGUGUCCGAUUUUCGAAGACACUGGUUUCCAGGGCAAGCUGCAAGGAAUUCCCGAGAACGGUCCUGACUGUGUCGACAUCGAGUUCCUCCGCGAGCAGUUGAAAAAGGCUGAAGCUGAGGAAUGGCCAGAUGUGCCUCUUCAGAAGACUGGGACCAGCUACCACCACAUCUACAGAUAUGUCCUGUACUGCACUACCACGUACUCGAAUCCCAGUGCGAAGACCAUGCCUGUGCACAUCAGGGAGAGCUUGGUGGCACUCGCGCGGGAAUUCGACAUUCUAUUGAUAUCAGACGACGUAUACGAUUUUCUCGGCUGGUCAACAGAGACGGACAACAACGAGUCUGUAGAUCCACCCCCACGCCUCGUCGACAUUGAUCGUGCGCUUCCAGGAUCGACGGCCUUUGGAAAUGCCAUCAGCAACGGCUCAUUCGCGAAAGUCAUAGGUCCUGGUAUCAGGGUUGGCUGGGUUGAAGCAACUCCUGCAUUCUGCUCAGACCUUGGCCUCGUUGGAUCAUCGUCAUCCGGAGGAGCCCCCAGCCAUUUCGCUUCGACGCUCGUAGAUCGCAUGCUACGAAGCAAUGACCUCCAGCAGCUCAUCUCGACAGUGUUAAUACCUGAGUACCGGAGAAGGUCGUCGGUGCUCAUGCUGGCGAUUGAGCAGAAGCUGCUGCCAAUGGGAUAUACUGUCGAAGCGACAGGCCCUAGACCGGGCACUGUGGGUGGUUACUUCACUUAUAUGAGGAUCCCUGCCUUCUUUGCUGAGCACGGUGUAUUUGCCAAAACACUGGCGGGCAUUGCGCUGAGGGAUUACUCUCUCCGAAUAGCUUUCGGCCACAUGUUCGUGGUAGCCGGCGAUGAAGGCAGCUUGGAACGUGCAGAGACUGUUGAUGGAUUUGCAUACUGCCUGAGACUGAGCUGGGCCUGGUUGGAGGCUGAGCAGAUAGAAGAAGCCAUCACACGUCUCGCCGAAUGCACAGUACAUACACAACGCAGGAUUCAGCAAGGCGAGGACGUGGCCAAGGGAGUCGAGAUAGGCAUCCGAUAA